ACUCCGGCGGGGGAUGCGCGCCCGGCUGCGGCGCCCCCGCUCGCACGGGAGUCGAGCUCGCCAUGGGCCGUCCCCACCUGCUCGUGCCCCUGUGCGCCUCUGUGUCCUCGCUGGGCGGCCUGACCUUCGGCUAUGAACUGGCGGUCGUAUCAGGCACCCUGCUGCCACUGCAGCUCGACCUCGGGCUGUCGUGCUCGGAGCAGGAGCUGGUGGUGGGCAGCCUGCUCCUGGGGGCUCUCCUCGCCUCCCUGCUGGGCGGCAUCCUCAUCGAUCGCUAUGGCAGGAAGGAAGCCAUCCUUGGGAGCAACGUGGUGCUCUUGGCCGGCAGCCUGUGCCUGGGCCUGGCUGGCUCGCUGGCCUGGCUGGUCCUGGGGCGCGUGGCAGCUGGAUUCGCCAUCUCCCUGUCCUCCAUGGCCUGCUGCAUUUAUGUGUCCGAGCUGGCGGGGCCGCGGCAGCGGGGAGUGCUGGUGUCCCUGUACGAGGCAGGCAUCACCGUGGGCAUCCUGCUCUCCUAUGCGCUCAACUACGCCCUGGCUGGCGCCCCCCGGGGGUGGAGGCACAUGUUCGGCUGGGCGGCUGCCCCUGCCCUCCUGCAGUCCGUCGGCCUCCUCUGGCUCCCGGCGGCUGCUAACGACACCACAGCGCUCAAGGACCUCAUUCCCCUCCAGGGAGGAGAGGCCGCCAAGCCAGGCCUGGGGAGGCCCGGAUACUCCCUUCUGGACCUCUUCAGGGCGCGGGGCAACAUGCGGGCCCGGACGGCGGUGGGGCUGGGGCUGGUGCUUUUCCAGCAGCUAACGGGGCAGCCCAAUGUGCUGAGCUACGCCUCCACCAUCUUCCGGGCGGUGGGCUUCUGUGGAGGCUCCUCGGCUGUGCUGGCCUCUGUGGGACUCGGCGCUGUGAAGGUGCUGGCCACCCUGACUGCCAUGGGGCUGGUGGAGCGGGCGGGCCGCCGGGCCCUGCUGCUGGCAGGCUGCGGCCUCAUGGCCCUGUCGGUCAGCGGCAUAGGCUUGGUCAGCUUUGCAACGCCCCCAGCCCCCGGCCCACGCUGCCUGACAGGGCCCAACGCCACCCGCCUCGCUGGGGACUCAGGGCUGCCAAGGCCAGGGACUCCGCCUCCGCUGCCCACGGCCAGUGAGAGCCCGGGGAGGCCAGUCUCGUGGACCGUUGAGACGAUCCAGCCUCACGCCCGAGCUGGGGACCCCCCGGCCCCUGCCCUGCCCGCCCUGAGCCCCGCCUCCCCGACACCCCCUUCUGCCCCAGGGCGAGGCCUGCUGCGCUGGGCCGCGCUCGCCUGUAUGAUGGUCUUUGUGACUGGCUUCUCCUUCGGAUUUGGACCAGUGACCUGGCUCGUCCUCAGUGAGAUCUACCCAGUGGAGAUUCGAGGCAGAGCCUUCGCCUUCUGCAACAGCUUCAACUGGGCCAGCAACCUCCUCGUCAGCCUCUCCUUCCUCGACCUCAUCGGCACCAUCGGCUUGUCCUGGACCUUCUUGCUCUACGGGCUGGCCGCCGUCCUCGGCCUAGCCUUCAUCUAUUUAUUUGUCCCCGAAACGAAAGGCCAGUCACUGGCAGAGAUAGACCAGCAGUUCCAGAGGAGACGGUUCACCCUGAGCUUUGGCCACCAGCAGAGCUCUGCUGGUAUCCCGUAUACCCGCAUCGAGGUCUCUGCAGCCUCCUGAGGACUCCAUCUGCCUGGAAGGUGCUGGAACCACGACUUUAGCAGACAGUCUCCAGCUUCCUGCUUGCCUGGCCCCUGGAUUCACAAGUUCUAGGUAGUUCUGUAAGAGUCACUCCUGCUUUAGAAGAGCUCUGUCUGGCCCGGGUGAAAGAGGAGAGAGUUUGAGAACCUAGAAGUCUUUGUUUCGGAUCUCAGGUUCUGAGGGUCCCUGAAGAUUUGCCUUCUUGCCUCAGUUUCCCCGAUGUCUCUGCACAUCCCUGCAGGACCUAUAUUGACAACAUCCCAUGGAGCCUCCGUUGCUCGGGGGGCUUUCUCAAAGAGCCUCUAGGGAGCCAGUCCUGGAAGGAAGUCUCUUCUGGCAUCACCCCCAAAUCCAGAUGAGGAUAUACGAUAUGCUCAGCUCGCUUUUUCCGUCUGGCUGGGCCUUUCUGGCGAGAGGGAAGCCUGCCUCUAUCAUUCACCCACAACUCAGACUGCUUGAUAGGAGGCCUGGGUUCUAGUCCUGCUUCUCUGUGUCAUUGCUACAUGGCCAUGGGGCUCAGUUUCCCCGAUAUGUACCAUGGGAGACCUGGAGCAAGGAGUUCUUCAAGGUCACACCUGAUGCCCAUGAGCUGGAGUUCUAAAUGCUGCGAAUACAACACAGCCCUGCUCUCAAGUUGCUGGCCGUCUCUUUAGGGGAUGUAAGUUUUAAUUAUAAUUCUGGAAUCGUAUGCACUAAAAUCCAAGAGCUGCCGCGGUGCGUGAAGCAAGCCCUGCGAGCAGUUUCUAGGAUGGUGCCGGACACUCUACAGAAAGGAGAUGGGUUUGGGGGCUGACGAGCCUGAACGCUGGUGUUGCCUCUGUCUCUUGGCAGCUGUUGACCUUGGGUAACAACUCCCUUUAGCCUCAGUUUUCACAUCUACUAAAUGGGGAUGAUUGGGCCCCUGGGGGUGUAUUUAACCUCUGUCUGACUGCAGGAGGGUCUUCAGCUGGUCCCAUCCAGCUAGUCAGGGCCUGGGGGGGGUGGGUUUCUGCUCACCCUCAUUUUACCCACUUUGAGGCACCGUUUGGGGUCAGUCCCCGAGGGGGUGAGUCAGAUAUGAAGCUAGAAGCUCAGUCCAGAGGUCACCAGAGGAAGGGCCUGGCAAGAGUGGGUUCUGGGGCAUCUGGGUGGCUUUGUUGGUUAACUGUGGGGCUUGGGGCUUUAGCUCAGGUCAUGAUCUCACGGU
Messenger RNA from Hyaena hyaena (striped hyena), 2883 nucleotides. It is a transcript of the gene SLC2A10, whose product is annotated as solute carrier family 2 member 10. The coding region runs from base 63 to 1676 and encodes 537 amino acids. Gene Ontology annotation, biological process: transmembrane transport. The record is from RefSeq and is a predicted model, not a curated record. The transcript has 5 exons. Gene Ontology annotation, cellular component: membrane. Gene Ontology annotation, molecular function: transmembrane transporter activity. Lineage: Eukaryota; Metazoa; Chordata; Mammalia; Carnivora; Hyaenidae.